UUCUGGAAUGACAGUGAUGAGUUUUGUGUAACGGCUUUAUGUUCUACAAAGUAGCUUCUACUUUGUAGAACUAUUAAAAAAUAUUCUCUUAAAAGAGAAAUCCCUUCAUUACUGCAUUUAUCGGACCGGCGUCUUAAAGCAUCCGAAACGUCAAGAUGAUGCACAGAAGGGGUGGCAAACGGAUCCGAAUGGACGAUCCAGUGCCACCGGAGUAUGAAACUCCGAUGACACCGAUGACACCGAUGACAGAUGAUCGCGGGGACGCGAACGACUCUUAUAACGCAUAUACGCCAUACAAUCAAGCGUCUCAGACCCCGCUGCACAAUCCGACACCAGAGCAUUACUCAUCUGAGAGCUAUAGUUCACCGGGCACAUCUCAACAGCAGUAUCAGGAACAAUCGGGGAAUUUUGAUAAUCAACAAUUUGAAGCUCCUAUGACACCUGCUACUCCUAACAUGAGAAUCACAAGAAACACACGUGCCAGGAUGCGUGGAGGUGUAGUGCAGCAACCCAAGUAUAAAGAAGUUGAUACAGAUUAUACUCCAUCAUCCACUAGUAAGGGGAAAGGUGGUGGUGGACGAGGACGUGGCAGAAGGGCGCAUAAUUCGCAUAGUCUGGAAGAUGAAGCUAGUCUUUACUAUGUUAUUAGGAACAAUCGUUCCUCACUUACUACCAUUGUUGAUGAUUGGAUAGAAAAGUAUAAGAGUAACAGAGAGAAUGCGCUGCUUAUGUUGAUGCAGUUUUUCAUCAAUGCCAGUGGUUGCAAAGGUCGCAUCACUUCUGAGAUGCAGCAAACCAUGGAACAUGUGGCAAUUAUUCGCAAGAUGACUGAAGAAUUUGAUGAAGAAAGUGGUGAAUAUCCACUAAUAAUGACUGGACAACAAUGGAAGAAAUUCAAAGGAAAUUUCUGUGAAUUUGUUCAAAUUCUGGUUCGACAGUGUCAAUAUUCUAUUAUCUAUGAUCAAUUUUUAAUGGAUAAUGUUAUUUCUUUGUUAACUGGGCUCUCAGAUUCACAAGUGAGAGCAUUUAGGCAUACCGCAACACUUGCAGCUAUGAAACUCAUGACAGCUUUGGUAGAUGUUGCUUUGACUGUAUCUAUAAAUUUGGAUAAUACACAACGGCAAUACGAAGCAGAAAGGCAGAAAGCCCGAGAGAAAAGGGCGGCGGAUAGAUUGGAGUCUUUAAUGGCAAAGCGAAAAGAGUUGGAAGAGAAUAUGGACGAAAUAAAGAAUAUGCUUACAUACAUGUUCAAAUCUGUUUUUGUUCAUAGAUACAGAGAUACAUUGCCUGAAAUACGUGCAAUUUGUAUGACAGAAAUUGGAGUCUGGAUGAAAAAAUUCCACCAAAACUUCUUAGAUGAUUCAUAUUUGAAAUAUAUCGGCUGGACUCUGCAUGAUAAAGUUGGAGAAGUCAGACUCAAGUGCCUACAGGCAUUACAACCGUUAUAUGCGUCAGAGGAAUUGAAAACGAAGCUGGAAUUAUUCACGAGCAAAUUCAAAGAUAGAAUUGUGGCAAUGACGUUGGAUAAGGAGUACGACGUUGCGGUGCAAGCUGUGAAGCUGGUUAUCUCAAUCUUGAAACAUCAUCGGGAUAUUCUUACCGAUAAAGAUUGCGAACACGUGUACGAACUUGUUUAUUCAUCGCAUCGUGCCGUUGCACAGGCAGCUGGUGAAUUUCUUAACGAACGUUUAUUCCGUCUGGACGACGAAGGCAUGGCGGCCAUGGCGGGCGUUAAAACCAAACGCGGGAAGAAACGAUUGGCGAAUACUCCUCUCAUACGCGAUCUUGUUCUAUUCUUUAUCGAAUCCGAAUUGCACGAGCACGGAGCAUAUCUAGUCGACUCCCUAAUCGAAACUAAUCAAAUGAUGAAGGAUUGGGAGUGCAUGACGGAUCUCUUAUUGGAGGAGGCUGGUCCUGAUGAAGAAGCGUUGGAUAAUCAGAAAGAAACGUCCCUUAUUGAGUUGAUGGUGUGUUGCAUAAAACAAGCCGCUACGGGCGAAGCACCGGUGGGUCGCGGCCCCACUCGAAAAAUUCUAUCUGUGAAAGAAUUGAAACAAGUUCAUGAUGAUAAACAAAGACUGACUGAACAUUUUAUUCAAACAUUACCACUGUUACUCGAUAAGUAUAGGGCGGAUCCUGAAAAAUUGGCAAAUCUGCUUGCAAUCCCGCAAUACUUCGAUUUGGAUAUUUAUACGAAAUCUCGGCAGGAAAUAAACCUGGAUUCCUUAUUAAAUAAAAUCCAUUCAAUCGUAGAAAAAAUGCACGACACUGAAGUUUUAGAUACAGCGGCUAGAACUUUGGAAUACAUGUGUGUGGAAGGCCACGCUAUUUUCACUAGAUGCAACGUUGCUCGUUCCACUCUGAUCGAUUCCAUUGUGAUAAAAUAUCAAGAAGCGAUCGACGAGUACAGAAAUUUGAUUGAAGGAAAUGAGGAACCAGACGAAGAUGAAAUAUUUAACGUUGUCCAGUCGCUCAGAAAAGUUUCCAUAUUUUACUCUUGUCACAAUAUGAAUCCUUGGAGCAUAUGGGAUUCUCUGUACAAGGACAUAGAAGAUGCAAAGGAUCCAUCAAAACGUUUACCAGAGGAAGCAGUUAAAUACUGCAUAAGUGCAUGCUUCUUCGCUAUCUUGUGGGGUCAGAAUCAUUUGAUGGAAGCUGUGGAGUCGGGUAGUCGUGGCGAAGAUGAAUGUCGACAAUUGAAGGAACGAUUGCACUCGUUUAUGGGUUCGAUGCGUCAUUUCAUCAGCGGUGGCACGCCAUCGACACUGGUCUUGAGGGAAGAAGCGUAUAACACGAUAUGCGAUUUAUUAGUAGUGUUCUGCAAUCAAUUGACCAGUCACAGUAAUUCUUUGAUGCAUCAAUUAGUGUACGAACCCGAUCAAGCAAUGCAAAACAUGCUCAAUAGAUUUAUACAAGAGUAUGUCUUUUUCGAAGAAGAAGAUGACGAACAUGACGAACAUUCUAAAAUCGAGGAGCUUCAUAAACGAAGAAAUUUCUUAGCCGGUUACUGCAAGUUAAUAGUGUAUAAUAUGAUUCCUACGAAAGCUGCGGCAGAUGUAUUCAAGCAUUAUGUCAAAUAUUACAACGAUUACGGCGAUAUUAUUAAAACCACCCUAGGAAAGGCGAGAGACAUCAACAAAACGAAUUGUGCGCUAACGAUGCAACAAAGUUUAAAUAUUUUGUACAAUGAAAUAGUGGCCGAGAAGGGAAAAGUGAACAGAAACAGUGAGGAGUUUAUGGCAAUCAAGGAACUCGCGAAGCGAUUUGCUUUGUCAUUUGGUUUGGAUGCCGUGAAAAAUCGCGAAGCAAUAACAGCCUUGCACCGCGCCGGUGUAUUAUUCGCCAUUACUCCACCGGACGGUAUCGAACAAGAUCCUACAGGCCCGCCACCGAAUUUAUCAUUCCUCGAGAUACUGUCAGAAUUCACGAAUAAGCUUCUCAAACAGGAUAAACGUGUCGUACUCAACUUUUUGGACAGACGAUUACAAGCUGGAAUGCCAUCUUCGCGAGGAGAGGAUUGGCAACCUUUGCUUUUGUACAGAAAUAGUUUACUGCACGGUGAAACUGAUCAAGUUCCAGUCACAAGUAAGCGGGCUUACACAAGGCGCAAGAAGGAUCAUUUAGCGGAGGAAGAGGAAGCUGAUGAACCUGAUGAAGGUUCUGAUCAUGAGUUUGCAGGCAAGCACAAAAAAAAGCGUGGCCCACGGAAGAAUCAAUUGCCAGUUAAUAAAGUGGUGAUAACUCGUGGAUCCAGGGCGAACGCUUUCUAUGAAAAUGAUGCCGCACAAAUUCAAACAUCUCCUUCAGCAAUCAUAGAGGACACGUCAACAAGUCCUUCGCAAGAUAUUGAUAACAGACUUAAGACAUUACAAAUACAGUCAAGAUCACGGAGGAAUCAAGAACAUACAGAGCACAGAGAGUUGCGGAGAACCUCCAGGAAUUCAGGCAGAUAUGUAGAGGGACAAUAUAUGGAAUCUGAUUCCGAGUAAGGAGACUUAAAAACUUUAUUUAUCCCUAAAUUUAGAUGAUUGAAUUGUGAUAUGUGUUCAAAACAUAUUGUUCAAUGCAUAUAUGUUGAAAGCAAGUGUACCAUCUGAGAAUCACAAAAAGAUGUUUAAGUUAUACAGAUGAUGAAAAGCUUGCGGAGCAAAUAUUAGUAUGUUAUAACAGAUUAGUGUUACAAAGUAUAAAUAUAUAAGCGAAAUUUUUAGUUUUUUUUUACACAAUUGAAUUUAUUUUAUUAUGUUACAUACAAAUUUUACUUAUCUUUAAAUUUAAUUGAUUAUAGUGAUAUUUGUUCAAAAAGCAGAUAUAUCAUCUGAUAAUCACAGAAAGAUUUAAGUUACACAAAUGAUAAAAAAAGCUUACAAAGUAUUAAUGUUAAUACAGGAAGCUAUUUAGUAACUUUUUUAAAUAAACAGAC
Messenger RNA from Linepithema humile (Argentine ant), 4423 nucleotides. It is a transcript of the gene SA1, whose product is annotated as stromal antigen. Gene Ontology annotation, molecular function: chromatin binding. Gene Ontology annotation, cellular component: cohesin complex; nucleus; chromatin. The record is from RefSeq and is a predicted model, not a curated record. Gene Ontology annotation, biological process: sister chromatid cohesion. Lineage: Eukaryota; Metazoa; Arthropoda; Insecta; Hymenoptera; Formicidae.